This is a messenger RNA of Sphaerodactylus townsendi, 4879 nucleotides long. RefSeq names its product leucine rich repeat and Ig domain containing 2 (gene LINGO2). NCBI's taxonomy places the organism in Eukaryota, Metazoa, Chordata, Lepidosauria, Squamata, Sphaerodactylidae. Gene Ontology annotation, cellular component: plasma membrane. The record is from RefSeq and is a predicted model, not a curated record. Gene Ontology annotation, molecular function: protein binding. The coding region runs from base 720 to 2540 and encodes 606 amino acids. The transcript is spliced from 7 exons.
CCGUGCCCGGAUUGCUCCGUUGGGUUGUUCUCUUUCGGCGGCAGGAUCGGGGAAGUCGGGCGCCCAUCGCGGCUGUUGGCCACCAGCGGGGCUUGUUGGAAAGGGCGUCGGGAGUGAAUCCCGGCUGCUUCCAGGUUUUCUCCCCUUCCCGAGAAUCUCUUUUGUUUUUUGAGGAGGCACCUUUUUAUGUGUUCAGAAACUAUGAUUGGUAACCAUGGAGCAGAACCAUGAAGGUGUUCAAGAUGGUUGCUUCAACUUGGAAAGAAAAUGCUUGGAAAUUCUUUGGAGGAACAUUGCAAGAUACAGGAUUGUAUAUCUUGCUGGUGUAAUCAUACAUGCUUAAAGUCUGAAUGAAGAAGACAUUUACAUCACCUUGUGUAAGUGUGCACUGGAGCAGGGGAAAUUGCCUGUGAGUUCAACUGAUCCCCUUGUAUCAAUGGAUGCUAGCCCCACAAACAUAAUCUCAAAAGUGAACAGAUCUUGAGAAGCAGGAAGAGCAGCAUGAGUGACUCUUUUGGGAUUGGGUUUGUUUCAAGCAGGUGGAACACAGUGCCAUGAGAAAGUCUGUCAUCCAUGACAAGGUGGGAUUAUCAUGAUCGAAUACUCCAUUUUGAUUUUAAACAGUGGCCAAGAGCAUUGCAUGGUCAACAGCACAGACUGGACUUUUAAAGACAGUAUAACAGGCCUGUGACAGAAGAUUAGACAACAUCAGUGGAGUCAUGCUUCACACAGCCAUAUCAUGCUGGCAGCCAUUUCUAGGUCUGGCUGUGCUGCUGCUUUUCAUGGGCUCUACCAUAGGCUGCCCAGCGCGUUGUGAGUGUUCAGCACAGAACAAGUCUGUCAGCUGUCACCGGAGGCGCCUGACUGCCAUCCCCGAGGGCAUCCCCAUUGAGACUAAAAUCCUGGAUCUUAGCAAGAACAAGCUAAAAAACAUCAGCCCGGAGGAAUUCACAUCUUACCCACUCCUUGAGGAGAUAGAUCUCAGUGACAACGUCAUCGCCAAUGUAGAGCCAGGAGCCUUUAACAAUCUGUUUAACUUGCGCUCCUUGAGACUCAAAGGAAACCGUCUGAAGCUGGUUCCUUUAGGGGUAUUCACUGGACUGUCAAACUUAACAAAGCUAGAUAUCAGUGAAAAUAAGAUUGUCAUUCUACUGGAUUACAUGUUCCAGGAUCUACACAACUUGAAGUCCCUCGAAGUAGGGGAUAAUGAUCUGGUAUAUAUAUCCCACAGGGCAUUUAGUGGACUACUUAGCCUGGAGCAGCUUACUUUGGAAAAAUGCAACCUAACAGCUGUACCAACAGAAGCCCUCUCCCACCUUCACAACCUCAUCAGCCUGCACCUGAAACAUCUCAGUAUUAACCUUUUGCCUGCAUUUGCCUUUAAGAGAUUGUUCCGCCUGAAAAAUCUAGAAAUUAACUACUGGUCUAUGCUGGACAUGAUGCCUAGCAACAGCUUAUAUGGGCUGAACCUCACUUUUCUCUCCGUCACCAACACCAAUUUGUCCACAAUACCUUAUUCAGCUCUGAAGCAACUGGUUUACCUAACACACUUGAACCUCUCCUACAACCCCAUCAGCACCAUUGAGUCAGGCAUGCUUGCAGAAUUGGUGCGCCUACAGGAGCUUCACAUAGUUGGGGCCCAGUUGCGCACCAUUGAACCCCAUGCUUUCCAAGGGCUCCGGUUCCUGCGUGUGCUAAAUGUGUCCCAAAACUUGUUAGAAACCAUAGAAGAGAAUGUGUUCCAUUCCACCAAAGCCCUUGAAAUCCUCUCCAUAAACAACAACCCUCUUGCUUGUGACUGUCGCCUCCUUUGGAUAUUACAAAGGCAGCCCAUGCUGCAAUUUGGCAUCCAGCAGCCCAUGUGCGCUGGCCCUGACAGCGUCAAAGAAAGGUCCUUCAAGGACUUCCACAGCACUGCCCUUUCUUUCUACUUCACUUGCAAGAAGCCCAGGAUCCAAGACAAGAAACUGCAAUACUUGGUGGUAGAUGAAGGGCAAACAGUACAGCUCAUGUGCAGUGCAGAUGGUGAUCCUCAACCAACCAUCUCCUGGGUGACUCCACGCCGAAGACUGGUCACCAUGAAAUCCAAUGGAAGAGCCACAGUACUAGGAGAUGGCACACUGGAAAUCCGAUUUGCUCAAGAUCAAGACAGCGGGACCUAUGUUUGCAUUGCAAGCAAUGCUGCUGGGAACGACACCUAUGCAGCCACCCUUACUGUCAAAGGAUUUGCCUCGGAUCGGUUCCUUUAUGCUAACAGGACUCCCAUGUACAUGACGGACUCCAAUGACACCAGUUCCAAUGGAACCAAUGUGAAUACAUUUUCUCUUGACCUCAAGACAAUACUGGUGUCAACAGCCAUGGGCUGUUUUACAUUCCUUGGGGUGGUUUUAUUUUGUUUCUUACUUCUUUUUGUGUGGAGCCGAGGGAAAGGCAAGCAUAAAACCAAUAUUGACCUUGAGUAUAUCCCCCGUAAAAACAAUGGUGCGGUGGUGGAAGGGGAGGUUCCUGGACCACGCAGGUUUAAUAUGAAAAUGAUUUGAUGGCUAUGCUGCUAGCAUUUUCUCUCUCUCUCUCUCUCCUGUGGCAUUCUAACCAAUUCAAUGAGCCUGGCACAUGGGAAUUGCCAGGUUAAAAGCAGCUUCACAUGGCUGCUGUCGUGUCAAAUGGUACAUGGAAACCAGGAAGAGUAUCUAAGGUUGUACAGCAAAAGCCUCUUCUUUUGGGGCUGAGUGUGUAUGAGGGCUUUUUGCAGAGUUGGUAUAUAGUACUGAUUGUUUGCAUUGCAAAUUUUUUGGCAUUCUGGGGAUCUCAGUAAUGAAUUGUCGGCUCAUGCUCAUGGACAGUUAUUCAAAACAUUUUCUACCACUUCAAAAAAUAAAAGAAAAAAAAAGAAACCCUACAGUGUAGGAUUUACAUAUUUAAAGAAAAAAAGAGACACAUUUGUCUACUACAUACUCUGCAGUGAAAUUUGUAUCUAUAGAUCUCAUUUGCUAAAGCCUUGCAUCAUACAUACCUUCUAGUUGGUUCGACACUACAAAGAUCAAUGUAUUAUUGUAUUUUUUUUAAUAUACAUAUUUACUGUGUACAUUUUAAAGCAAUACAGAUGAGAAGUUUUGUUCCUUCCACAACAACUGACCGAGUGUGAUGUCGCUCUUCCCAUAAUUACAGCCAAAUUUCCAGAUUAGACCUCCGUAGUCACCAAUGAAUGAUGCUAUCUAUUCCAAGACCAGAAAGGAACCAACCAUUGAGGCAGGCAACCAUUACUGUGUCUUGUUGCUCUUCUCUGUGUGUAAAGAAAAGGCAUGUGCCUCAUUUUGAUAUAGAAUGGAAUAUUUUUGUAAAAUAUCUCUGAUAUCAAUCUGGACCAGUCUACUGUAAAAGAGUCCUAGGUCCAAUUUCCUAGUCUUUGUUGGCGUAAAAGUUGGCAAACUACAGGUUUAUCAUAAUGCUUUAUUCUGCUCCCCACCCCCCACCCCCACUAGUCUUCUGAUUUUUGUUUUGAAUCCACUGUUAACAUGUUAAUGUAGAAUGGGAGGCAGUACCAAGGUAAUUCAUACCAUCAUCCUCGGGAGGUUCUGUCAACAUUGGAUUUGAGGAAGAAAAUGAAAAAUAUAUAAAAGUUUAGCCGGUAGGCAUAAACUGCCCCAUGGUGCCAAUAAGCCAAUAAACCAAUAAGAAGAGAUGCUAUUCAACAAAAUGUUCCACAGAUAACAGCUUUCAGGAGGCCAAAGUACUACCAAAUUUUGCUUCCCCACCCCCUCCACAAAGGAGAUGUAACCUGAUGGGAAACUACCUAAAGGGUGCCAUGUUUGAUUCUGGCUUGUUUGUUUUUUAAAGGAGCAAAGGGAGGUUUGCCAGACAUGAUUUAUCAAAGUGUAAAGACCCUCCCUGGAUAUAUACCAGGUUAAACUGGGGGGAGGGGAAUCUGUGUAUUUUAAGACCAUUAUAGUGGCUUCAAAAAUACCUCACAAUAUCUAUAGCAAUUGUACAACAUAGGGCAAGCAGUCACCUUUUCUAAGCAAGGGCAUUUGUACCGUUGGAAAGCAUACUUAGUACAUAGUCCAUUUUUAAAGAAUUGUUCAAUCUAUAGAUGCUCCUGGGAAUAUUCAUAGGUGGUCUUGAAGCUUUGAGUGUGAGAACCAGCUGGGCUCCCUGAGCAGCAUCUCCUUAGUGAUGAAAUGUACUGUGAGAACUGGUGAUACAUAAAUGCACUGUGCAAAUGGGAUCUGUGAACGCAGCAGCCAACACGGAAGCCACUAAGUAGAGACACUACAGGUGCACAGCCCAUCCCCUGUCCUGUCACGCUAGGUAGAUCAAGGGUCUGCAACCUGGUACCAUUAAUGAGCCAAAAUAUCAACAUUCAAAAAAAAGAGAUUAACAAAGAACAAGCAUUGGAGGGCUUAUUUCCAUAAAUUAAACCAUAUAACUACCAAGUACUGGUAAUUGAGAUGUUGGUUAAUAAUCCUUAAAGUUUCUGCAGGCCAAAACCAUCCUUUAUUAGGAUGUGGUGCACACACAGAGCAAUCCUGAGCAGACCCACACAGAAGUCAGUCCCAUUUUUUUCAGUGGGUCUUACUCCCAGGAAAGUUUUCUUAGGAUUACAGCCAUAAGACCUCCCAAUAAUAUGCACAUGAGCACCCUGCAUAAUUAUUUUAUUCACUGGCAAAUACCUGUACACUUGGAUUAUAUUGCUAAAAAGUCCUUUAGGUCCAUAAAAAUCUUUCUUGCCAAUCUUUUCACCUACUGGUUACCCUAGCAUCCAAGAGCCAUAGUUGUUUCCGUACUGUGGAGCAGCAGUGGCGUAGGAGGUUAAGAGCUCAUCUAAUCUGGAGGAACCGGGUUUGAUUCUCCGCUCUGUCGACUGAGCUGUGGAGGCUUA